AGAAAAUCUUCCUUCGUUCUCAGUGACUUAGUUCAUUCGUGUCUUUGACCCCAGCAGUAGCACCCAAGCGACUGAAACCGGUCUUACAAAAUAAUCCACAAUGAGAGUUUUGAUUGUACUUGCCGUCCUCUUUGCCGUUGCUUAUGCAGCACCAACAUCCACUCUUGAAAAAGACCUUAUGGAUGCCCCCAAUGCYAAUGCCACAGAGAUCCCACCCGAGAACUCUGAGCUAGAACCCGCUGAGCCUUCCAAGGAAACAGCUGAUKCCCCUAAAGCCGAUAUGCCCAAGGAAGAGCUCCCAGCAGCUGAAGAUGCACCAGCAGAGAAAGAGGCUGGAUCUGCUGCCGAGCCAAAGAACGAMGAAAACGACUUCAGUGACGAUGAUGAUGAUGAGAAUGACGAYGAAGUCGAUGAUUCUGAUGCUGAUGAUGAAGCUGAMGAGGACGAUGAGGAAGAMUCAGGCGAGAGUGGCGAUGAAGAUGAUGAAGAGGAAUCUGGAGACAGUGAAGAGUCUGGAGAGAGCGGUGAUGAGGAAGAGUCUGGAGAGAGUGGCGAUGAGGAAGAAUCUGGAGAGAGUGGCGAUGAAGAUGAUGAAGAAGAAUCUGGAGACAGCGAAGAGUCUGGAGAGAGUGGUGAUGAGGAAGAGUCUGGUGACGAGGAAGACUCCGGAGAUAGCGAAGAAUCUGGUGAGAGCGGCGAUGAGGARGAAUCUGGUGACGAAGAGGAAUCUGGAGAAUCUGGUGACGAGGAAGAAUCCGGAGAGAGCGGUGAUGAGGAGGAGUCUGGUGACGARGAAGAGUCCGGAGAGAGCGGCGAUGAGGAUGAAGAAUAAGCAAGAUACAAUCAUUGCGUCAAAAUAAGAUCUUAACUACUGAGUUUCACUCAGAGACAUUUUGUACCUUUGUACAUGUCCUAAUUAGUCUCGUGCGUUUUUGUUCCUAUUAUGGGAUAUGUGCCGUCUAAGGCCGUUUGUUACGGUGUACAUAAAUAUAUGUCAGUGACGUGUGUCAUUCUACAAAUGAAUAUAAAAUUCUAAUGAAUAAUAGACUUUCUAUUAA
This is a messenger RNA of Exaiptasia diaphana, 1058 nucleotides long. Its product is annotated as prostatic spermine-binding protein. The coding region runs from base 101 to 832 and encodes 243 amino acids. The transcript has 3 exons. The record is from RefSeq and is a predicted model, not a curated record. Lineage: Eukaryota; Metazoa; Cnidaria; Anthozoa; Actiniaria; Aiptasiidae.